Molecule: messenger RNA, 5555 nt
Organism: Bactrocera latifrons
Lineage: Eukaryota; Metazoa; Arthropoda; Insecta; Diptera; Tephritidae
Gene: krz
Product: beta-arrestin-1
Exons: 2
Coding region: 609-1985 (458 amino acids)
Biological process (GO): signal transduction; G protein-coupled receptor internalization
Cellular component (GO): cytoplasm
Molecular function (GO): G protein-coupled receptor binding
Source: RefSeq, a predicted model, not a curated record
UGUUUUUACUAAGUAUUUUUGAAAUCAUAAUUUCGAUAUUUAUCAUUUCCAGUUUAAUAGUAAUAUGCCAGAUUAUGGUGAUACGUAUAAAACAAUUUGUAUUGUAAAGUUUGAAUGCCUGAAAAAAUAUUAAGUAAGUGAAAUGUAAAGAUAUGUUAUCCGUUUGUCCCUUAAAAUGUGCAACACUGUACGGUAUACACAUUCCGAGUGACGUUUCCUUCGUGUCAAUUUUUUGCUGAAUAUUUUGGGUUGGUCGUCGUCGUUGGUUAAUUUCUGAUCGUUUAAAAAAUAUAAAAAGAAUGAGGACGAGCUAAUUGGAGGAAAAUUUUUUAGACAAAAUUGAUAUAUUAUAAAAGUGUAUUGAAACAAAGUAUACAAGAAAUACGGAAGCAAAACUGAGCAAGGAGAUGAUAUCAAAUUUUGGAAAUAUUUAGUAGCAAAUUCAAACUGUUAACUAGGUAAAUGUGAUAUUUCCAGUAAUAUACUCCCAUACUAUCAUCGUGUCACCUGCAGUUAGAUGCAGGAAUAAAAGUAAUUUGAUAAAGCAAGCGUUACCACCUAUAACGGGCCAGUGAAUAGAGGCUGUUUCUAUAAAAAUAUAUACACCGAUGAAUACCCUUUCCACCAGUGGAGCCGCAACUACUGCCACACCCUCUUCAGAUGAGGCUGGAGGUGGCGGUGGAGAUGCUGAUGCGAGUUCGCGGCGCCAAGCCACAAGAGUAUUUAAAAAGAGUUCAUCCAAUGGUAAGGUCACAGUGUACCUAGGAAAGCGCGAUUUCGUCGAUCACGUUACCCAUGUGGAUCCAAUCGAUGGUGUAGUUUUCAUUGAUCCGGAGUAUGUUAAAGACCGCAAAGUUUUUGGACAAGUUCUUGCCGCGUUUCGGUAUGGUCGAGAAGAUUUGGACGUACUUGGCCUAACCUUUCGCAAAGAUUUGUAUUUAGCGCACGAACAAAUAUAUCCGCAACAACAAAAUGAGCGUCCAUUAACUAGAUUACAAGAGCGGCUUAUAAAAAAAUUGGGACCAAAUGCAUAUCCUUUUUACUUUGAAGUUCCUCCGUAUUGUCCGGCAUCAGUGUCGCUCCAACCAGCUCCUGGGGACACGGGCAAAUCUUGUGGCGUGGACUAUGAGCUUAAAGCCUUUGUUGGCGAACACAUCGAUGAUAAACCGCAUAAGCGCAACUCUGUCCGAUUGACCAUACGAAAGGUUAUGUACGCACCGUCCAAGGUGGGCGAGCAGCCAUCCAUCGAAGUGAGCAAAGAGUUUUUGUUGAAACCGAAUAAAAUCCACCUAGAAGCCAGUUUGGACAAGGAGUUAUAUCAUCAUGGUGAAAAAAUUUCCGUCAAUGUGCAUAUAGCCAACAAUUCGAAUCGCAACGUAAAGAAGAUUAAAGUUUGUGUGCGUCAAUUCGCCGACAUUUGCCUUUUUUCGACGGCGCAGUAUAAGUCGGUGGUGGCGGAAACUGAAUCGGAGGAUGGUUGUCAGGUGCUGCCCGGUUUUACGCUUUCAAAAGUGUUUGAACUGUGUCCACUGCUUGCCGACAACAAGGACAAGUGGGGACUCGCGCUUGAUGGCCAGUUGAAGCACGAGGAUACAAAUUUGGCGUCUAGUACGCUCAUAACGAAUCCGGCACAACGCGAAAGUCUUGGUAUCAUUGUACACUACAAGGUGAAAGUUAAACUGCUCAUCAGUGGGGCGUUACUGGGCAAUGAUUUGGUAGCUGAAUUGCCAUUUACAUUGAUGCAUCCAAAACCGGAGGAGGAAGAUAAUCCACUAUUAAUGGAUAAGUCGCCACGCCAAAGCAUACGUGAUGGUGCAUUAUCGUUGGAAUGUGGUAAUGGUGGCAAUGGAGUGGACGAAGCGCAUCAAGCCGAAGUGCCCACAACCAAUUUGAUACAAUUAGACGAAGAUGAUUCGCAAGACGAUGACAUUAUUUUUGAAGAUUUCGCUCGCCUCCGGCUAAAGGGCGCCGAAACUGAGGCCUAGACAAACGACAACGCGUCGUGGCGCUGCGUUGAGCCGACAUUGAUCAUUUAGAAUGCUUAACAGUAUCAUAUGAAUUGGAUUGGUUAACGCAAAAUGACCUUUAUGUAUAUGUGUAGGAAAGUGCGUAUUAUGUUUGCAUUUUACAAAUUUCUAUCCUUAUAAUUGCCAAGUUCUUAAUUUUUUUCCUUGUUUUUAAUUUUCUAUUUUCAUAUAACGAGUCGUUUGCCAAGUAGAAAUUGUUUUGUAAAGUUGUGGAAUUAAAUUGAAUAUUCUUAGUAACUAAGUUAAGUAUCGUAAGUUGAAAGCGUAAUAAUUGUGCAAAAUAGAUGUUUAACAUCCACAGUUCAAAGGUUUAUUGAAUGAUAAUGGUUGCUAAAUUGUUACUACUGCUGAUACUGUACUAAGGCAUUGGUAAUUUUUGAUUACUUGAGGUUAGGAGUCGUGUACGAAACUAACGAAAAUCGAAACUGUCAUCGCGCAAAAUGAGAAAGCAUGCAUUUUAAAUGUAUUUACUACUUUUUAACUUUUUAUAAUUUUAUGAAGUUUUAUUUUAGAAUUAUUACGUACAUACAAAUAUGCAUAAACUUACGAUCAUAUUCAAGUUUAUGUUUUAUAUGAGCUACAAGGUUUGCAAUUUUAUAAAAGAACUCCUUUUUUUUAUCGGCUUUUAAAUAUAUUUAUUUAUGUUGAUAUCAAAGGUAGUACAUAUUGAUGUUGUUGAUGUAUGCCACAGCAACAAUAUAAGCUUUAAUUGUAAAAAAAUAAUAAUAACUGUAUACCUGUUGAAGGAUUAAGCAAGAAGUGGAGAAAAUUAAAGAGUUAAAUCGAAAGAAACAUGCUGCAUUUUAACAUACACAUACAAACACACAAGCACAUUUAUGAGAAACGAAAAAAAGUAUUUAUAUUACAUAUACAGAUGUAUGUAGCUGGAAAGUUGACGCUGAUCUAAAUGUAUUCUGCAAAAUUGUAAAAUAAAUAUUUGAUUUUUAUGUCACAAGGCAUUGCACACACAAAAUACACACAUUCCUGUAGUUUCUAAUUUUCAUUUAAUUCGCUAAGCAUUCGCUAUUUACCGAACUGUUAACAGCCGAACACGUUUUAAAGCAUAUUGUGCAAUAAUGAAUAGUUAGCGCGAGCUCCUGCGAAUGGUGAUGCAAUUUGUUGGCUAUCUCCGCGUUUGCCGGUUUAUUUUAAACGCUUUCGAAAUUAAAAAAAAGUUAAAAUUGACUAAAUCCGUUGCACAUUUCAUUUUAUUUUGAGCUUUAAAAUAUUCGUUACUUGCCAUUGUGUGUUUGGAACUGAUAAUUAUUGUCCAGUCAAUUGUUAUGUGUUAUUGCAUAAAAUUAUUGUGCUGUCACUUUUCUGAAAUUAUUAAUGUAAAUUAGCUUACUAAAGGCUCAGGCAAAGAUUAGGAUUUAAAAAGAUUAUUUGGUGCUGUUGAAAAGCUUAAAAAAAUUAUGUCGUAGCAAGGUUUCGGAACAAAUAUAAAUAAUUCUACUUUGGAAAUAUGUACACAAUUCAUAUUUACUAAUUUACAUUUUUUACAACUUUCUUUUUUUAUUAUUUUAAAUUUUCUUACAUAAACUUUAUUAGCUUUUGGGUAUACACUUUUAAUUGCACAUUUUUUUUUUUACAAAAAGUGAUCUUUCACAUAACUCAAUUCAAUUAUGUUUCAAAAAUAAAAAUAUUAAAGUUAUUUAUUUUCGCAAAUUUUUUAUGCAAAUAAAUAAAAAAAAUUGCAAGUUGUGAACGUACAAUUUUCCAUACCCGCCGUUGUCACCUAAAAACGACAAUAAUGGUUUAGACUCUGCUUGAAGUGUCAUUAACAAUUAGUAUACUUUCUAGCAGAGUUUAAGACAAGACUUUUUCCAAUUAAAAUUUUAUGAUUUAUUGCAUUUUUCAACUAAAUAAUCAAUAUAUGUAUUUGUGUUAUCUAUGUGUGGAACUACAUACAUGUUUGGCUUUAGGUACUCUUCAUAAUAUUCAGACAAAUUGCCAAAUGGUUCCACAAACACUUGCUCAAAAUUGUAAGAAAUAUUUUAGAUUAUUUGUGUACAAUUAAUACGUGUUAAAUAAAUUUGUUGCUGCACAGAAAGCGAAACAAACAUUUAAGCAUAAGUUGCUCUAAAAGAAAAUAUAAUGUUUUCUUUCUUAAUAACGCUAUAAUAAUUGUAAUGACUUUUGGUAUUGGAAACGAGUUCUACGCAAUAUAUAUUUACAUACAUACAUAUGUACAUAAAUGUGUAUCAUAUAUUAAGUACAUUUAUAUAUUUUGUUAGUUUGGGAAGGUUGGCAUUAUAAAUUACGUUUUAAGCUUCUGUUGGCGGACAAUUUUGUAAAACAAGAAAUUUUGAAUUAUAUACUUUAGAAAAAAUCAUGCUCUGCAAGGCUUACAUAUAUUAUACAUUUAAACAUUUUAUAUGGAUUCGAUUCACAGCAAGCAUUUUGCGUCAGAAAAAUCUGAAACUUGUUUUAAAAUAUGCUUAAAAUAUUAGUUUAGAAACUCAAUUUAGUUUUGAUUCGAAAUUAUUGAAGUAAUAUGAAAAUACAAAUUCCAAUCGUAUUUUUUCUAAGCAAAAUUGACCAAAAUCCGCUUACAUCUGCUAGAAACAAAUUUUUUUGCGGAAAGUCCUAUUGAAUUGUUUUUAAAUUAUUUCCUAAAUUAGCGGCUCGGCUACGAACGAAGCAACAAAGCAAGAAAGCAAAACAUACAAAAAUAUUGAAAAAACUUUUUAAAUACUGAUUUUAUAAUGGAAAAUAAUUCCUACCAGCAACAACAGCUUUUUAGCCUAAAAAUUAACCAAACAUAUACACAUACAUAUAUACUAAAGAAGAAAAAAAAAAGCAAAGCAGCACAUUCAUAUAAACAUUGGGAAUGCAAUAGAGUGAAUUGCUUGCAAAAGUUAAACAAACCAAAAAGAGAACGACGUCACAAAGCGGCUAAGUCGCACAUCCCCACGAGCGUGGCCAUGAAAUGAAUUUAAAGAUUGAGGAACAAGUAACACAAUAUUGAAUAAUAAUAUAAAAUAUUGAUAUCAUAUAUUGUACUAAUAAAUGAAUUAUCUAUUGUAAUGUAAUAGCAAACGUCAAGUGUGUGUAGUUAGUAGCGCUAAUUAACGAAAUAUUAAGUAAAUGAAAUAUUGUAAUUGUUUUAAAGAAUUGUAAUACAAUGAAGUUUUAUAUACAUACAUAUAUACAUACAUAAAUGCAAACAAAUGCAUUGAGAUUAUGAAGCGAUAUUCAUACACAAACACACUCACAUACAUAUAUAUAUACAUAAUAUAUAUAUAUUGACUGCACACAUACCUUUUUACAUGCAUUGAAAAGUACCAACUGUCUACACCGAUAUCUCUUGGUAGCUGCAACGUUCUCACAAAUCUCCCAAACAAAAAAAGAGCAAACAACUAAAGUCCUUUAAGUCAAUAGCUGUUUUUACAAAUAAACAUUCACACACACACAUACACACAGACACGCACGUACAUAUGUACAUACAUUCAACAAAUCGAUAUGUAUAUGAAAAAAUUGAAAAAUAAAUAACCUAAUUACUGAAUACUAUAUUAGUACCCCAAA